AUGCUUUCAGCACGCAAACGCAGAGCGGCUGACUCCGAGGACUCCGACGCUUCUCAACCUCGACAAAAUACACGCCGUCGCCAACGAAGCACAUCUGAUUCUGAAGACGAAGAGAUGUCCGAUGCCAGCCACAACGGCGCACGCGCGCCGACCAGUCUCGACGCACUGGUAAAGAAGAUGGUGCGCUUUGCGCUCGCGUGCGAAUACGCCCGUUUACCCAUUCGGCGCGCAGAUAUCAGUACCAAGGUGCUCGGUGAGCAAGGGACACGCAUGUUCAAGACGGUUUUCGAACAAGCGCAAAGGCAUUUGAGAGAGAAGUUUGGGAUGGAGAUGGUGGAGUUGCCAGCGAAAGAGAAAAUAUCUAUUGCGCAGCGGAUAGGUGAGAUCUUUUUGUCCCCUCUCUCCAUUGAGAUGAAGAGAGAUGAGGCUGCUCAAAAGACUGAAAGACCAUCCGCUUCUAAUAAAUCUUGGAUUCUAACAACUACCCUCCCGCUCGCAUAUCGCAAUCCAUCUAUCCUGGUACCAGCCAAAGCCCCCUCAACCAGCACAGAAAGUACAUACACGGCGCUGUACAGCUUCAUUAUUGCCGUGAUCAUGUUGAACGGUGGCACACUCGCAGAACAGAAACUCGACCGAUACCUUGCGCGCACGAACUUGGACCAGUACACCCCCAUUGAAAAGACGGAGAAGCUACUACAAAGACUUUGUAAAGAAGGGUAUAUCGUUCGCUCGAAAAAUACGGAAGGAGGCGAAGAGCAUAUCGAGUACAUCGUUGGGCCGAGGGGAAAGGUCGAGAUUGGAUCCAGCGGUGUGGCCGGGUUAGUGAGGGAGGUUUAUGGACAUGGGCCUGUAGCGCCCGGUACAAAUGGAGGAGAAGAAGGGAGUGAUAAUGAGGGAGCUGAACAGAUGUCACGGGAGGUGAAGAGGGACUUUGAGGUGCGAUUGAGGCGAACACUUGGGAUGCCUGCGGUUCGAGAGCGGACUGAGCAGACAGAGGAGCCGCAGGAGGGGCCUCGGGGGAAUGGACAUCGAGAAGAAGAGCAGGGGCCGAGAAGGUCUUCGAGGAGGCCUGUUUAUGAGGAGUCGGAAGAGGAAGAGGAAGAGGGUGAGGAUAGUGAUUAG
Penicillium longicatenatum is the source of this 1122-nucleotide messenger RNA. RefSeq names its product MAGE domain-containing protein. Gene Ontology annotation, biological process: DNA repair. The transcript has 3 exons. NCBI's taxonomy places the organism in Eukaryota, Fungi, Ascomycota, Eurotiomycetes, Eurotiales, Aspergillaceae. The coding region runs from base 1 to 1122 and encodes 373 amino acids. The record is from RefSeq and is a predicted model, not a curated record. Gene Ontology annotation, cellular component: nucleus.